Messenger RNA from Liolophura sinensis, 11679 nucleotides. Its product is annotated as pecanex-like protein 1. NCBI's taxonomy places the organism in Eukaryota, Metazoa, Mollusca, Polyplacophora, Chitonida, Chitonidae. Bases 145 to 6876 code for a protein of 2243 amino acids. Gene Ontology annotation, cellular component: membrane. The transcript is spliced from 38 exons. The record is from RefSeq and is a predicted model, not a curated record.
AAGCAAGCGAUCUCAACACGAAAUGCUACUAAAGAUAGAGAAAACUCAGCAAGACAUGAAUGAAGGAUUAUAUUGCUGGUGUGGCCUUGAUGGUAUCAAAGAUGAGCGAAGGGUCUGAUUUGGGGUCCUGACGAAAUCUAACAAAUGUUUAGAAGGAGACGAUCGGAGAUGGGAUCACACACGCUUGACAUCCUGCGACAAGGCCUUUGGGCUUCCUUGACGGGCGGAUGGUUCUACGAUCCUCGCCAGGGAGUGUUUUGUAACACCUUCCAUCUAUAUUUAUGGAUGUUCCUCCUCAUAUUCCCAUUGAUCUUACAUUUGACACUGCCACCAUCUCUACUGCUGUGGUCUAUAUAUUGUUCUGUGAUAGCUCUUUUGUUCAUAUCCAUUAAGAUUGUCAACUAUUGUCUUCACCAUAUGUUUGAUACUGGAGAAAUUGUAGAGGAAUCAAAUGAAGAGACAAAAUCAGACAAGAUGGCUAGUAGUGGCUUGUCUGAGGAGCUGGGCAGCAAGAGAAGUCACAGCAAGCCGGGAGAUACCAUAGAAGGGAUAGAGCUGUCAGUGAUGAACCGUUCAAAUGAGUCAAGUGUCACACCACCUGUACAGUGUAGCUCCAGGACCUCUCUCACAGAAAAGGCAGUAGAGAAUAGGAAAUCUUCGGAUAGGGAAACAUCAGGCCAGGGCUCGAUGUCUAAAGGACAAAAUGGUUGUGAUGACAUCUUUGUUGAAAGAUGUAGAGAUACAGCAGCUGUAGACAGAACAGAUGUUGCCACCGAGUCCAGCAAUAGUGAUGCCAAUCGGGCUUCUAACACAUUGGUAACAACGGCUGAGAUUAAUGCUGAGUUGUCUGAGAGUGAACUGGGUGCCUGCGGGGGAGGCGGUGGGACAGAGAGGCCACUUAAGGAGGACAGUGAUUCCGAUCUCUCCCCAGGACACAGGAUAAAGCCAAGGAAGCACCGCCGAGCCGUCAGACGUACCAAAAGUGCCUUAGAGUCAAGUAACAUUGUGGAGAAGUCGUCACCAUCCACUGUCAGAAUGUCACUUCCCUUACGACAGCGGCCUAACCUGCUGGCUGUACAGGACGAUGAGUGUAACUCAGGGAGCAGGAACCAUGAUGCUGCUCUGCCUGGGGGAAGGGACUCGCACAAACAUAGCUCUGGGGAUAAGGCAAACAGGCCAGUUGUGGCCAGCGCUGAGUCCAGCCCGAAAUCACGAAGAGCUGAAAAGUUUGACCGUGUCAGGGCAAGGUUAAGAACACCGAGUACUAAAUCUUUAGAAAAAUUGAAAGACAAAGUGAGUGUGCAUGCGUGUAGUGUGCCUGAGCGUAUCUCCUCACACAUAGGUCACGAUGAAGAUGCGGCAGGGCAUGUAGAGAAAGCCUCCUCUCUGUACAUCACUCCUGGUCACAGACCCCCCAGCAUCUACCACACCCCUCAGUCCAGCAUCAGUGACCAGUCCGAUGUGAGUAUGGGAGAGGUGUGGACACUGGAGAGUAGUAACGGCAGUGAGAAGGAUAACACCCACAGCACAGUGGACAGUUCUCAGACCCCGAGUUUCUCCUCAUCUGAUGGCAUGAAUGUGUCACAUUCCAGCAACACUCUCACUGAACAUAACGCCAACUCAGCUCGCAAAAGCUUACCUGAUGGUAAAGACUUCAGUAUGUUAAGGCUGUCCACGUUCUUCAAAGGGGGAGGGGCAGGUGAGCAGUAUGUGAGUAAGACACCCCAAAGUCAAUCCCAGACCAGUGUGGUGGGUCUGGAUUGGCUGUUCAGUGACAGUGACUCUGUGACCUCAGGAGAAUGGCAUUCUGACACAAUGGACUCGUCCAGUACCCUGACAAAUGAAGAUAGUGCCAUGUUUGGGGAAUCAAGUGCAGAUCACAGGGUAGACUUUACCGCUGUUCAGUCCUCAAAGUACCACCAGCAAAAUACAGAGGAGAAACCAUCACAGCUGUCAGAGGAUAGGCCUUCAUCUAUGGGGGCCACAGCCAUGCUGGAGGUGGGAAGGGAGAUAAUCCUGGACAAAAGUCAGGGGGCCAUUCCUAAGACAACUCGACCACGUUUGCUGGAGGAUCAUUCUGAGGAGAAAGAGUCUGGUGAGAGUAAGGAAGGAACGAGCAGCCCCGUGUCUGACCUCUCAGACCCGGAGGACCUUCGCAGAAAAAUCUUUGAGAUUUUGAAUGAUCCACAUGAGCAUGCUAAACAGCUGAAGAAACUGAAAGCUGCCGUAGAUUCUAAAAAAUCGAGAGAAACAAGCCCAAAAGAUAAUGAAGGCAGUGGCUCCAAAUCAGAGGGUAACGUAGUAGGGGCUGAAUCUGCAACAUGUGGAAAGCUGGAGGAGCAGAAGAGCGAUAUGUCGCAUGUUGACGAAGAGGUUGCCGGAGCCACGGCAGCUGCCCUCACAGCAUACUCUCUUGAUAAAGGGGAACAAUCCUGUGAGUCAAAGGCUGCCACACCCACGGAGGUGUCUGCCCUGUUACCAUCCCAGCAGCAAACAUCAACCACUGAAAAGGAGAAACGUAGACCCAGGGGUCGUGAUAAUAAUCGUAGAGGUCGGCGUUUAGCGAUUGCACGACGCAGGAGGCCCCGUGAUAAUGACCCUCCCACUGCGUCCACCACAUUGGGCUCAAGCAUCUCAUCCUCUAUGUCCAUGUCUGCCUCUGCACUUAGCAGACACCUAGCGACAUCUCACGACGACACAACUGAAGGAGCAGUACACUGUUUCCAAGAUGAAAGAGGAAACUGGCUGACGUAUACCUUUGGAAAGGAGAGUUCUGGGAUGGCUGCAAGUGUACUGGAGGCUGACGAGGGCAUGGUGACAGAAAUACGCACCAAGGAUAAAUGGGAGGUGUCUACAUCGAGCAGUGGUUCAGGCUCUACUGUGAUACUCGAUUCUCCAAAGGUGGAAAUGCCAGAUAGAAUCGAGACAGGGAUCUCUGGAAUGCGGGAAAUCCAAUUGCCAGGUGCAGUAGGGAUGAGGCCUCUGGGUAGCCAGCUACAGACGUACAUGUCACUGCUGGAAGGCAACCAGAGUCGGGCUGGAGGCUCUGACUCCUCCACAGACUCGGACUUCACUCAUAAUAUGGCACACCUCGAUGACAAGCCAAAACAUUUCUACAAACUUAAGGUUUUACCCAAAGUCACUGUGAAGAUUCAUUUUGAUAGACUGGCACUGUUGGCAUUGUUAGAUAGGAAUAUGUCCGUGAUAGACACAUCCGCAGCUGUUCUACUGGCCAUUGGGGUUGGAGCCCUUGGGGCACUUCUACUCAGCCAAAAUUUUUUUCAAGAUAUCUGCAUAUUUUUAUUCUGUUCUAUCAUAGCAAGUUGUCAGUAUUCUUUAUUAAAGAGCGUUCAACCAGACGCUGCAUCACCAAUGCACGGUUUUAAUCGACUGAUAGCCUUUAGCCGUCCAUUUUACUUCUGCCUGUGUUGUGGGCUAGUGCUGGCACUGAACUACGCAGAAGAUUCUGUCACAGACACAAAAUACACAUUGUAUGGCAUGCCGUUUACUGCCAGAUCAUCAGUCAGGUUUGCAAGGGACUUGCUUAUAGUUUUUAUUUUAUGUUUUCCUGUUAUCUUCACUGUUGGUCUUCUUCCACAAGUUAAUACCUUCUUCAUCUACACAUUGGAACAAAUUGAAAUGCAUAUAUUUGGUGGAAAUGCCACUACCAGUCUAGUAGGGGCCACAUUUAGUGUAUUGCACAGUGUUUUAGCUGUAGCUCUGCUCUAUGGUUUCUGCUAUGGGGCUUUGAAGGAAGAAGAUUCUUCCCAGCAUGUGUUGUUUUCUGUGUUCAGUGGCCUCUUAGUCUCCAUGUCUUACCAUCUGAGCCGAAUGGCUUCUGAUCCAACUGUGAUAUGGUCUCUUAUCUGUGGUGUGAAGAAAGAAAAGCCAGAGAAGGAGACUGAGGAGACUCAGAAUGAGGCUAUUGACCCACUGCCAGGAAAACUCAGGAAGUGUGUGAGCAAGCGUCUACAGUCUGACCUGGUAGUUUGCUGUGUUGUGACCGUCCUAGUGUUUGCUGUACAUGUCAGUACAGUCUUCAGCAGCCCUGUACUACAGCCAUCAUUAAGCGAUGUGAUAUACUACAUGGCUGCAUCUGUGGGCUUCUGUAUACAUUAUGUGAUCCCUCAACUGAGGAAAGAAAUGCCAUGGUUGUGCUGUGCCCAUCCCGUGUUACCCAGCCACGAGAGAAGCUACUUUGAAGUUAAAGAUCCAGCAAAAGUGAUGUGGUUUGAGAAAAUGUACAUCUGGCUGAGGUUUCUAGAGAGGAAUGUCUUAUACACUGUUGUGUUUCUGUGUGCCAUAACCAGCUCAGCUCCACAGAUUGUCAACAAGUUUGGCUUAAAACUGGGGACUGGCAUUGUUGUUGUUUGUGGCAUGAAGUUAUUACGCAGUUCGUUUUCUGACACGCCUAAACAUUACCACAUCCUGGCGUUCACAGUCCUCUUCUUCAAGUUCGAUUUUCGCAACAGUGCAACAGAAACCUUUCUCAUUGACUACUUCUUCAUGGCCAUUCUGUAUCAAAAGUUUUAUGAUAUGGUGCUUAAGAUGAAGUUUGUGGUAACUUACAUUGCUCCCUGGCAGAUAACCUGGGGCUCAGCCUUCCAUGCCUUUGCUCAACCCUUUAGUGUACCUCACUCUGCCAUGCUGUUUGUACAGACCAUCAUUUCAUCCUUCUUUUCCACCCCACUUAACCCUUUCCUGGGCAGUGCCAUAUUUAUUACCUCCUAUAUACGACCUGUCAAGUUCUGGGAGCGGGACUACAACACAAAACGGGUUGACCAUUCUAACACCAGACUUUCAUCACAGUUAGAAAGAAAUCCAGGUUCAGAUGAUAAUAACCUCAACUCUAUAUUUUACGAACAUUUGACGCGGUCCCUGCAGCACAGCCUGUGUGGGGACCUGAUGAUGGGACGGUGGGGAAACGCCUCUCAGGGAGACUGCUUCAUCAUGGCCUCAGAUUACCUCAACGCUCUCGUCCACAUCAUCGAGAUGGGUAAUGGGCUUGUCACAUUCCAACUCCGUGGGCUCGAGUUCAGAGGGACAUAUUGCCAGCAGAGAGAAGUGGAAGCAAUCACGGAAGGAAUUGAUGAGGAUGAAGGUUUCUGCUGUUUUGAGCCUGGUCAUUUUCCUCAUUUCCUCUCACUGAAUGCAGCCUUCAACCAGCGGUGGCUAGCCUGGGAGGUGGUGGUCACUAAAUAUGUCCUGGAGGGCUACAGUAUAUCUGACAACAGCGCAGCCUCCAUGUUACAGGUGUUUGAUCUCCGCAAAGUCCUCAUCACAUACUAUAUUAAGAGCAUUAUAUAUUACACAGUUAGAUCUCCAAAGCUUGAGACAUGGCUCAGCACCCCGACUGUGAUAGAAGCGCUGACCCCAACUCUCGAUAAAUCCUAUGUUGAUCUUGACCUACUUUUCAACAUGCACGUUGAUGAUGACUUUGAUCGAAACCUGUCAGGGAUUUCUCGCCGCAGCUUCUGUGAGGUGUAUUUAGAGUGGAUACAACACUGCAGCAGUAGGAGAGAAAAGACAAUAGAUUCAAGUAGAGACUCCGCUUUAGUUUCUCUGUGUUACCUGCUCAGUCUACUGGGGCGCAGGGCUCUGGGUGCUGCCUCACUUAGUCAUGCCAAUGCCAGUGUGGAUUUCUUCCUUCAUGGUCUUCACUCACUGUUCAAAGGAGAUUUUAGGAUCACAUCUUCACGGGAUGAGUGGGUGUUUGCAGACAUGGAGUUAAUGAGAAGAGUUGUGGCCCCUGCCAUUCGCAUGUCACUCAAACUGCACCAGGACCAUUUCACAUCACCUGAUGAAUAUGAGAAUAACCGUGUGUUGUACGGAGCCAUCAGUCAGUAUGAGCAGACCCUGGUCAUAUCCCACGAGGCAGACCCAGCCUGGAGAAAUGCUGUGCUCUCCAACACACCGUCGUUGUUAGCCCUCAGGCACGUGUUUGAUGAAGGAUCUGACGAAUACAAGAUAAUCAUGUUGAACAAGAGAUACCUCAGCUUCAGGAUAGUUAAGGUAAAUCGUGAAUGUGUACGAGGGCUUUGGGCGGGGCAACAGCAGGAACUGAUCUACUUGAGGAACCGCAAUCCCGAGAGAGGGAGCAUACAGAAUGCCAAACAGGCCCUUCGUAAUAUGAUCAACUCCUCGUGUGACCAGCCCAUUGGUUACCCUAUCUACGUGUCGCCACUGACAACCUCCUACUCCUCCACCCACGACCAGAUGGCCUCUGUGCUGGGGGCAGAGUUCACACUUCACCGCGUCAAGCAGUUCGUUCAGGGAGUUUGGAACAGGAUGCGUCGGCGGUGUGGUGCAAGUUGCACCAGUGGCAGCUCCAUGUAUGCAGAUGCAGUUGGUUACACACCCAGCUGUGUGCACGCUGCAACUGUCGCAUCUUCAGGUAUGGGAGGCUCCACCCAGACCAGUGCCUGUGCUACCCCUCACCAUCAGCAGGAUAUCCCCCUCCAGACGUUCGGUAACCGUGGGAGUGUCAUCUCCACCGCUAGCUCAGCCAGCAAGCCCAGCACACUGGCCACCAUCACUGGCUUUAUGGACACCAUAGCCCUGGGCAAGGAGUCCCCACUCUCUCAUAGAGUUCAGAUUAUAGACCCUGGUCAAGUGUAUGACUCCAUCAACUUGGGCCGUAGGAUUGAUGUCCAGUGGCCAGCUGAGGAUUGGAGGAAGAAUGGGGGAAAAAAUGCCUGGUUUGGCUGGGCCCCAGUCAAGGGUAUGGAGGGUUCAGUUGUGCACAAGUGGAUGCCCUGCCAUGCAGACCCUGGAAGACGCUCCCAUGUCGAUAAGACAAUCUUAUUGGUCCAGAUCGGAGAUAAGUUUGUGCCGGUGUCGGAGUCCGGCAUCAUUGAUUUGGGUGCAGAAGUCUGACAUGAAGCAACACAGCAUAUAUGAUAUCUAAGGUUUUAGACUAGCUCCAGUGCUACACAUAAUGUCCUUAGAGUGCUUCAAGCACAUAAUAUUGACUUAUGAAUGUAUUACUAAACUCAGGCUUUAUGUAGCUGGGAAGUUUAUGAGAGAAUUUAUGUUAAAUUUUUGUUGUGUGCUUGUGGAGUAAGUACAUUUGUUUUGGUAGUAUAACGGAGAUUUUAGUUGGGGCCAUUUUGGUUGCAUUCCAUGGAUAUUUCCAUUCUUAAAGGAGGUCGGUGUGAAACAUCAAUACAGAUGUGUGGAGGAAAUGGUUUUAUGAAGUUUUUGGAUUUAGGUGGGGUCAGUAUUAAAAUGGCUUCGACUCCAAACUGAAAUUUAUGUUAUUCUUGUAUAACUCUUGGACCAUUGUAACAUGUGGAAAUUAUUGUACGGAGAGUAUUUGUGUCAGAGUCUUGCCUGUGAAGUGGACAUUAGUUGUUGAAUUCAAUUAUUUCUCUCUUUUUUUUUUGUAACUCAGUUUUUAUAAAUUGUUCCCACCACCGAUAAGUAACACCAGGAAGAUAGUAGUUAUAUUGAAUUAUUUAUGGAUUACAAGGUGGAAGUGACUGGAAAGUUAUGAUAAAAAGCAAAGAUGAAUUUCACAUAAGGUAUUACCUGUAAUAUAUUCAUAAGCUUUAUUGGUAGACAAUCAGAAACAUUUUUAUGCUUGUCAAAAAGGACACUGAGACCAUAGAUAUCAUAUAGAGCUGUGUUGAGUCACAUGGUUCAAGCAGUCAGGCCAUUGGCUGUUGCCGGGAAGUGCUAUAUAAUAUUUAAAUUUUGAAAUAUGAGAAAUUUAUUUUGCCAUCCAUUUUGAGAAAAUCCAGUAUAAACAGAUGCUGGCUAUGAUUACCUUCUUCCCAGACAUUUUUGUACUGUGAACAUAUCAUGUUUAUAAGAAAGGGAGUCCAGCAUGUGGUGUACACAAACAAAGCUGAAGUGCUGAUCGUUACAAACACAAUAUGCGAAAAUAUCUAUGAGAUACAGUUUUGGAAGUCAUUGUUUCUUGCAAGAGCAGGACACACUGUGUAAAAAUAAUAAAGUAACAUUGUUUGAGUUAAAAUAACCCAGCUGUGUUUUGUAUGAUGAAAGAAGAAGUGAUGUAAGAAGUUAAGGAAAGAAAGUCUAGUGUUUCCCUGGAAAAAUAAUAGGUGGUUGUGAAGUGUUGUUCUAAACCAGAGAACUGCUGUGACAAAACUUGCGCAGGGUUAUGCCUAACAGCUUCCAUGACGACAUUACCUGUAAGCUGUUACUUUGCUUGGACAACUGAAUGUACUUUAAACUGUGUAUCCUUUUUAAAAGAAUUAUGUAGUCUUCUUUUUAAAUAAUCUUUUGACAAAAGUGUACGUAUACAUUGUUACUAUUAAUGGUCGUGGUUUCCGUUGAGCUGAGCCUGCUUUCUUCCCACCAUAAUGCUGGCUGCCGUUGUGUAAGUGAAAUAUUCUUGAGUAUGGUGUAAAAUAGCAAUCCAAUAAAACCCAGUGGUUUUGUCCAUAUAGCUCUGUACAUCAAAGGCGCAGACAAUUCAACAUUCCUUAUUUUAUUGACACAGCUUGAACAGUAUUGGGCAAAGUUUCACACAUUGUAUUUCAGAAUUGAUGUGCUUUUGUAGAUAAAUAUGUUUCAGGAGACUGCCAUUACAGUGAAAGUGUUUGCUUGUCGCCUGACGUAUGAAUCAUUGUAUGUUUUUAUGCUUUGAGGUCAUUUGUCAUUUAGAACAAAUUCAUAAUGCACAAGUUAAUUUAGGGAUAACUUUUUAUUUGGCCAGAGUUCAUAAGCUGUGUGUAAACAACAGAUAAAUGUCCAAGUAACUAAAAUCUUACCCACUAUUGACAAAAAGUUUGAAAUGCAUUUGUACUAUAAGUGUCAUUAUCCUGUAUCAUACAAAAUAUGCAGUUUUUCAUGGGAGAUGUGUGUGUUUCCAAAUCCUGCAGCUGAUGCCAUGGUUGAUUAAGUUAUAUCCCUUAGCUUAGGCAACUCACUGGCCAGUCCUCUAUGAUGGGUCCUGCAGGAUAAAGUUGUUACGUGGUACUCAGUGACAGGACACGGACAUAUGCGGGCUUAGUAUCCCUCAUCCUGGGCUUAGAAUUAUGUCCAUGUUAAUGACCCUAUGUUAUUCCAUGUUGUCCCACUGAAUAACUGUGUGACUUAAAGGGAUACAGAAUCCAUGUUGAUUGGCUGACAGUUGAGAUAGGGCUUUCUGGGUUAAACCCUGCAGCAUUGGUUAUGCAUGAAUAAAUCUACCUUACCUAAAAUUCAGAUUAAAGUGAACAUAAAGUCUGCCACUAUAUAUACAUAGAAAAAAUGAUAUAGGGACAGUUAUCACACAAAAAUAUGUUAAAAAAGUCUAUAAAGUUUUGAAAGCCGAGAAGAUGAAGGUCAGCGUUGGGGAUAUGGCACUGACGGACAGUUCACUCUGAGUAGCCGUGUUGUAGAAUCCCUUAUAAACUUAGCCAGACACUAGAGCUGGAAGCAUCAUGUGAUAAUUCAAAUUGGCUGUCACGUCAAAAAACCUAUUAGCUCCCGAUUGUCAGUGUUGUUUUUCAAAGUGGAUAGACAGAUAUCGAUGCAAUAAAUUGGAUUUUGCAGUUCGUUUAAAUGUUACACUGAUGCAUUUUGGACCACACAUUGAAGAGCAGGGAACUGAGAACGGCUGCCCGUGUCACAAUGCGUACAUGCUGGACAGGAUACUGCAGUAAUUUGUCAGGAUGAGCUGGCAAGAAAACCACCUCGGGAGAGCCAUUGCGUAAAGAAAUAUUUUGUGACUUUGCAUUGUUUUUCCUUAGCAAAGGACAGCUAUAAAACACAAUACUUGCGUUCAUGAACAUCGCCCUGACUGAGCGCCAAAAUGAAAGAAACAUCAGCCCUUUAAACAUGGAACAGAGCUAACACUCUGGUUGGGUAUCAGGCAUUUUUGUUUGUAAUUUCUCAUUGUUACAUUGUUUAAUACCAAUGGUACGGAAGAACUCCUAGGUUUUAUGUCGUCACUCUAGAUAGCUACAACAUGGCAAAAUGACGUCACCAAAUGAGUGGCUAAGUACUGACGAUGGUUAUUUAUUUUGUUGAUAAGUAGUGUAGAACUUUUUCAAAAUAUUUUUAGAACAUUUCUGAAAUAUUGGUACUACUUUAUUAAUUAAUCCAGUUUUAAUGACUGACUUUAUGUUCACAUUAAGCUGGGCACUUGUCUAUCACAUCAGCCAAUCAGAAUCGAUUCUGUAUGCCUUUAAGGCAGGUGAUAUGUGGUCUUGACAUAAAGGGUGGGCAAAAGUUGUGAAUGUGACUGUGUACAUGUAUUUCUGUGUGAUGGCAUCUGAAGGACUACUCUCAAGUGUUUGGUCUCGCUCUCACUGUUCAUGGGGGAUUUGGUGACAAUUGUUUAACAUAUCUUUACGUCAGCUGUUGAAGGAUUGGUCUGUAACUUGUGCAGAAUUAAUGGUUUACCUGGGUCACCUUCACCCUUCAAACUAGCCGUUAUGUGUAAGGCAUAAACAACAAUGAAAUCAAUAAUGUUUGGUGCAGGUCACCUAUCUUUUUACCAUUUCCAUCAACUCCUGCACAUUUCCAUCAACUCCUGCACAUUAUACUGUAGAAAUAUUCCAGAGAAGUCUGUAAUGUUGUCACUGUGGUAGCUGGUAAACUUUCUGUAUGAAGGGUGUGAAGUUAAUUAGGCAAGGAUUUAGUGCAUUUUUCAGUUAUCUAUGAUUACAAGUGGUUUUGCCCUGAAUAGGUCAGCUAACAUGUGUAUGAUUUUCUUUCUUUUGGUAUUGUACAGUGUAAAUACUCUUGUAUAGCCAUAUCUGCUAAUUUCUAUUUAAGUGGUGUCCGCUCAAUACUGUGAUAUCUUCUGUUUUAUACUUGCCCGAGCUGUGUUUUGUCUCUAAGAGAUGAGUUGUCCUACUGUCAUAAUAUCCCACUAACUCAGUAAGUAUUGGUAUUAUACAACCAGAAUCAUUCUCAAUGAAUGACAAUGCAAAUCGGUCAUACUUUCACUGUGUGAGUGUGAUUUACUGUUGUGCUUAAAAACUUUUCAUAGAAAUUCGAGCAUGUAAGUAAUUGAUUUGAAGGUAUUGCUUUAAAUGAAUGCACUAUUGGUGCACUAACUACAGUAACUGGAGCCUCUUCUAUGUUCAUUUUAUGAAAUGUUUUUUGGAUGUUAUUUUUAUCUUUUAAUGCACCUUAUUAUUAAAGAGGCAUAUGUGGUGGAGAAAAGGUGGAUAUAUCUUUUGUGGGUGGGUGAUGAAACGGGGAUGGUUAUCAGAACAUAUAUAAUGUAGCUUGUAUGUGCAUAUAUGAAAAUCUCAUGGUCUAAUAACUAGCAUGUUGCAGCUAGGAGUAAAUACACUCUAAAGGCUUUGCAGGGACCUAAUAGAAGCAGCUGUUUAGAGAACUGUAAAACCAUAUCUCCAGCCAAGCUCCAAAUUAUGACCCUGUGGAGUACAUGACUGUACUUUGAGCUAGCAUGUGGAAUAAUAAAAUGGCUUUCAUUGUUUCAAUAACUGACUGCAGGAACUCACAUUUAGUGUGAAAAAUUGUUCUUAUCACCAAAACCAUUGUUUAUUUACUCUGCUAUUAAGCCCUAGGGCUUCACAUAAUAUUCUCAGGAAAUCUGAUCGUUUUUAUAUAUCCUCCUGUGAAUGCUUAGAGAAUCUUAGGAGGCUUACUGUGUGGGUGUAUAAGGUGUAAUAUACUGGCUGUUGUUCUACGCAAGUGCACUUCCAGAGUAACAGAUGUAAAUGUUAUGAAGAGGUUAUAUAUAUAUAUAUA